UGUGUGAGGUAUCUAAGGUAUCCCACAUCAUAUGGUCGACGUCCGUAAGAAGCAAAUUGCAUGCAUUAUGUCCACCCCCAGAGGCUAUGUAUGUUGUUUUUGUCGGCAUCUCCUUUACAGGCCACACAGCUGUUGUCCUUCACACAACCAGCCAAGCGCCCGCCCGUCCUUCUACUGCAUUCCAUCACCAUCCAGCGAGCUUUGAAUAGCACUGCGACCAUCUAUUCAUUCUAUCCCAAGCAUCCUUCAAACCUAGCCAUCUCUAUCGUCCGAUCGUUUCGUUGCCCAAUCGAACACACGCACUGAGUAGCUGACUGCCCAAAUAUCAUUUCACAGCGUAAGGCUUUUUACGACUUACACUGGACUCACAAACAAGAUACAAGAUCAUAGACUUGGAUUCUUCAGUUCACGUCGUCGUAAGUCGUCCUUCUGUAUAGUUAUUGUCAAUAAGAUUUCUAACUGUUCGAACCCAACCAGGACUUC
Molecule: messenger RNA, 483 nt
Organism: Suillus clintonianus
Lineage: Eukaryota; Fungi; Basidiomycota; Agaricomycetes; Boletales; Suillaceae
Exons: 1
Coding region: 61-306 (81 amino acids)
Source: RefSeq, a predicted model, not a curated record